Molecule: messenger RNA, 12408 nt
Organism: Gasterosteus aculeatus aculeatus (three-spined stickleback)
Lineage: Eukaryota; Metazoa; Chordata; Actinopteri; Perciformes; Gasterosteidae
Gene: stard9
Product: StAR-related lipid transfer (START) domain containing 9
Biological process (GO): microtubule-based movement
Molecular function (GO): lipid binding; ATP binding; microtubule binding
Source: RefSeq, a predicted model, not a curated record
CAGGAAGUCCUAACUUCUCCGGGAGCGACUUUAACGUCAGUUAGUUAGUCGCAGCCGGCGGUCGAACCCGCAACCCGCCGCCGGUGACUUGACCCGCGGUCGGUCGGUCGGUCGGUUACCUCCCGCUCCUCCACCCACCACUCGGAUUUAAAAUGCACGGACACCCGACGACGCCGACGCGGGAGCCGUUACUUCCGUCCCGCUCGCAGCGAGUCGCCCGCUGAGCGUCAUGGCCAACGUCCAGGUGGCCGUCCGCGUGCGCCCGCUCAGCGCGAGGGAGCGGGCGGAGGAAGGAAGGCUCGCCGUCCAGGUGGAAGACAAGCUGGUCAGGGUCAGAAACGUGAAGCCGGAUGGACGUGCCGAUGGUGCUGCAGAUUCCAGGGAGAAGCUUCUGGAGUUUUGCUUCGACUACUGCUACUGGUCGGUGGACCCCGCGGACCCCCACUACGCCUCGCAGGAGGAGGUGUUCCAGGACCUGGGUGUGUCGGUGCUGUCCGGCGCCUCAGAGGGCUACAACGUGUGUCUGUUUGCGUACGGACAAACGGGAUCGGGAAAGACAUACACCAUGAUGGGGACGCCGGACUCCACCGGCUUGACCCCUCGGAUUUGUCAGGGUCUCUUCCGGCCUGAGGACACUGUUCCUGAUGAGCAAAGCUCGAGCAGAGUGGAGAUCAGCUUCCUGGAGAUCUAUAACGAGCGGGUGCGAGACCUGCUCAGAGGAGGAGAGCCGAAGAAGAGGGCCGGCCUGAGAGUUCGAGAACACCCGGAGAAAGGACCCUAUGUCCAAGACUUGUCCCAGCACGUGGUGUCGGACUGCAAGCAGGCCAUGGACCUUUUGGAGCAAGGCAUCGCCAACCGAAUCACCGCGGCAACUCACAACCACGAUGCCAGCAGCAGAUCGCACGCCAUCUUCACCAUCCAGUACACGCAGGCAAUCCUAGAAAAUAACCAUCCCUCCGAAACUGUCAGCAAGAUAAACCUGGUGGACUUGGCUGGAAGCGAGCGAGCCGACCCGCACUACUGCAGGGACAGACUGACGGAGGGCUCCAACAUCAACAAGUCGCUCGUCACUUUGGGCAUCGUCAUAUCCGCUCUUGCACAGAACUCCCAGAUGUCCAGCAGCUGUCAGAGUAUCAACAGCAUGGCCUCUGAGGGCGACGGCAGCACGGUGGGCAGCCACAGCAGCUCCCUGUCAGGAGGAGGAGGAGGAGGAGGAGGAGGAGGAGGAGGAGGAGGGAGGAGGCACUGCUUCAUCCCCUACAGAGACUCGGUGCUAACCUGGCUGCUGAAAGACAGCCUGGGCGGCAACUCUAAGACCAUCAUGAUUGCCACCGUCUCGCCCUCCUCUAGCAGCUACAACGAGACCCUCAGCACGCUGCGCUAUGCCGGCCAUGCCAAAAACAUCAUCAACAAGCCCCGGGUUAACGAGGAUGCCAGCGUUCGGCUGAUCCGGGAACUGAGAGAAGAGAUUGACAGGCUGAAGAGCAUGCUGCUCAGCUUUGAAAUGCAGCGUAAUCUCAGUCCAUCCCUGAGCGAUGAGAGGGAUGGAAAUCUUUCUGAUAUUGUGCAUCAGAACGAACUCAAGGUGGAGCAGCUGACGAAGGACUGGUCGGAGAGCUGGAGAGACAAGAAGGAGCUGCUGGAACAGUACGGCGUGGACGUCAACCGAGACCGGGCCGGGUUCCUCAUCAACUCCCUCCGACCGCACCUGGUCGCUCUCGAUGGAGAUGUUCUCAGCACCGGAGUCGUCUUCUAUCACCUCAGGGAAGGACUCACCCACAUAGGACCUCAGGAUCCGUUUGAAAAACCACAAAUAGUUGUGCCGGGCGGCGCCAGUUGUGUGGUUGAAAACCAGGGAGGUGUGGUAACGCUCAGACCGCUGCCGGGCUGCGCCUGCUCGCUCAACGACCGGGAGGUCACUGAACCCUGCAGACUGGCUCAAGGGACAGUGAUCACCUUGGGAGGAGUUCACAAGUUCCGCUUCAACCACCCAGCCGAGGCGGCUGUCCUCCGGGAACGCAGGCGGGCAAGUGAAGGUGGCAUGACCUGCACCUACAUCGACCUUUGCCCCAUGACCCUGGAUCACAGUGUCGAAGAUGUGAAGCUCCCAGACCAGCUGGGUGCCGGUGUCUCCCCCACUGAGGAGCCCACUGCGAGGCAGCGUGUGGAGGAGCAGCAGCGCUAUGUGGAGAGUUUGCGACAUGAGAUUCAGGCUGAACAGAGGAGGGCUGAGAGGGAGCUGGAGAGGGAGCAGGCCCACCUCCGACAGCAGCACUGUGAGAUCAAGCAGUGGAUUCUUCAGGAGAAACAGCGUCUGACAACCACAGAGCUGAGAAUCACCCGAGAGUCCGGUGUCCAGACGGACCUCGUCCCCUCGAGCCUCACCCCGGAGCCAGUGGCGAGUCCUGCGCGUGGGAGCCAGGAAGGUCGGACGGUAGAUCGACCAUCCGUGGUGAUACGGGCCAGGAAGAGGGCGGUGCAGGAGGAGCUACUGAAGCAUCACGCCCUCCGCCGCUCCGAGAGCCGCAUCCGUCGGAAGACGUUGCACUACCAGCUGGAGAGGGUCGCCCGCAAGCGGCGUCUGUUGGAGGCAAAGCGGGAGUUGCAGCGGCUGGAGGGGGCCCUGCCUGCGGGACUCGACAGCCCACAGUCUCCCGAUCUGGACUCCCCCACAGCGCCCAGAGGAAGAUCGCUCGCUUCUCGUAGACACUCGUUCUCGGCGGAUAUUCUGUCUCGGCUUUACCCACAUAACACCCCCAUCUUUAGGCACUUCCUCAAGAGAAACAGAUCCACAGAACUGACGUCGAAUUCCUCCACAGCCUCGGAUGCCAUUGACGGCAGGAAGUGGGUUUCCGAUGAGUGUCUUCCUCGAGAAAGAACCCAGAGUUGUUCCGGUUCGCUCUCCUCGGGACAAAGUGAAGCCGGCCGCAGAAGAGCAAACUCCUCCGAAAACCUCCGACCAACCGGCAGAGAGGAGCUCCAAGCUCAGCCCAUCCGGGAACGACCAGAGAGAAAACCUCUGCUGCCGAACCGAGAACUGUCUUUUAAGAACAGAUUGGAUCAGAACUCAACAGGGACUCUCAAGUCGCCACAUGGUACUACUUUGCAGAAAGUCUGCAAAGAAAACACACAAGGAACCACAGCUUGCAAAACCAGUUCUCAGAUUGUCUCCCGGGGGAAUGAGAUAAAUCUUCCCCACGCAGGUAACAAUGGAUUGGAAACCAUUCAGAAGACCUUCUCUUGUUCUCUUGGGCCCACGUUAAAAACGUCUCUCUCCAAAGUAUUUAGGAAACCCCCAACUAUUGUGAGUGGAAGACGAAACCCCAAACCUCUGAGGAAGAUAGCAAGCCAGUUUCCCUGGAGGCAAAGAAGAGAUGGGAUCCUUAAAGACACCAAGCUGAGCCGGAGACAAUGUGUUGUUAGGGCGGCUGUCUCGUGUGAGGAGCUCGACCAAAGGACUGUGUUCGAGGACGUUAAACCCAAGCGCUGGCGCAGUACCGAGGCUCUGAUGAGCAAGACCAGCACGUGGGUCCAGAGACAACAGGGAUUGAUGGGAUGGGAGGAGGAGCCGGAGGAGAGGGACGAAGUAACGUCAGACUGCGAGAGCCUCUUCUCUCUCGACUCGCUGUCCUCUGCUUACGUGACGGCCCUCGCGCAGCAGCUGAGACGCGAGGAAGCGGCUUCGAGUGAAGCAGAGACCGAGGACAGCCAGAUGUCUGAAGACUCCUUGGUUGGGGAGGGCAGUGGGAGACACUCGACAGUGCUGACGGAAUGCUCCCUUUCCUCGGCGCGGCACCAGAGAACCCCAGAGAUCGGUUCGGACUGGAACAGCUGUCAGAAAGCUCCGGUGAUCCGAGGCGAGGCGUACUGGAGCCGGCAAAUUCCCCCGAAAUCAAGACAAAGCGGUGCCACAACAAGGCCUCCUUCCCACGACUUGUUAGUAGCAGGUGUUCCCAACCCGACUGAGGGCUUUGGGGACAUGCAGACCACUUCCACCAUCAGCCCGCGCUCCUUGAGCAGCUGCAGUGUGAAGGAGCCGGACAACGUGCUGGCCCUCACCGAUGCCUGGUCCUCCUCCGCAGCAGACAGUCCCAGGCUUCACAGGGAUUCUCUCCCUUUACAAGUGUUCACGGGUGUAGAGAGCAGCAGCAGCAGUCCCAGUCCAAACAGUAUGACCCUCUCGGACUGUCCGAGUGGACCCAGCUCCGCAUCCACCAGCACUAAGGGUGUAAAUGUAACCGUGCAGGAUCACGGUUGGGAAAUUGUAUGGGGCACAUCUGAAACGUUAGGCUCCCAGGUUCUAACCUCACCAGAGGAAGCCCUGGAGCAGGAAGGACGUUGUGUGGACCAAACGGAGAAUACGGGGAACGCAGCUAUGGAUACUCCGGACCGCAGCAUCAAAAGUCCAGACCUCGUGCUGACGUCAGAACCUCCAAGCGCUCGUGUGCCGCCCACCGAGAUCCUCUACAAUAAACAACAAGUAAACCUGCUUCAGGUGUUGCUGGAUGUGCCCAACAUGGUGGCAGCAGACGAAAUGUGCCGGUCAGGUUGUAAAACCGUCCCGCCGCUCUCUGAUACCAGCCAUGUUCAAUUAUUAAAAAGUGACCCUGUACGGGUCCUCAAACCGUUGUCUGAAGAUGAAGUACUAAGCAGAACAGAUGGUGCAACAGAAAAGUUGAAAAAUAUGAACCGAUCUGACCUUCGGAACACCAAACAUUUAUCGUCUACGCGGGACAAAAUGUUGGAUGAGGCUGAAACCAAAGAAGCUCUGACUGAGCACCAUAUUGCACUACAGCAGGAGCUUGUUAAAUCCUCUUGUAAAAAUUCCAGGAAGAGGAACAAAGGCCGGCGGGAUGCUUUCAUAGGUAGCCUGAAAAUUCCGAAGAGGAGCAACGGCAGUGAGGUGCUAACUUCCUUCACUGCACCAGUUGACGAUCGGGAAGAAGAUUUUCCUGAUGACCAUAACAACAGUGACUCAAACGGGGAACAAUCUGACGUGGAAGCUGACGGCUCCGGAUUUCAUUCCGUUUCCCCUGAUGGCGGCUUUAGGGAAGGCGCGGAGGCGCCGCCGGUUUCUGAUCCCAUGGGAAAGAACCCUGGAGAGAUCUUUAAUGACUCUGAGUGUGGUGACAGCGGUUCUCGGAGCGGAUCCUCUGCAGGAGAGCGCAAAGUAGACGAGAAGGGAGACAAAGCAAUUGAGGACGUAGCUGCAGAAACAAAAGAGGGGGAAUCACCACUUGAUAAACCCAGAAGACGUCAAGAAAGUAUAAAACACGUAUGCAAGUCGGAGGCUAUUUGUAGCGCCAUUGACCUGAGAAUCGCAGAAGUGGUUGAAGAGCACAUGAGAUUGUCAUUGAUUGGCAUCGAGGAUGAUAGGAAGAGCAGGACUCAAAGCAUGCGUGCCCUGUCGUCCCCCGCGAGUCAUUUUGGCCCAAAACGUGAUGAAACUGGAUGGAAAGAAGUCCAGCUGAGAGAGAAAGUGAGUGAUCAGGUGAUAAAAGGAACAAUCCCCGAAGGAUGCCUUGCACCUGAUCGGAUCAAGAGGGAAAACGCAGUGGGCAACAGUAAACACCUGGCGUCCGAUCUGCCAACCGAAUCAAACACUAGCCAUGAGAGCCACAUGCUUAAAUGUGCUGAAGCAACACAGAACGUCGACAAUGUGCACGACGUCUGUGAUGCGCUAUCAAACAAGCCGGUAACCUCUCAUUGUGUCCCAAAUGACAACGUCCAAUUAAACAUGAACCCCAACAGCCGGAAGGAGUCCGAGCACUCUGCCGGCAACCCCACUUUGCAGUCCCCUAGCUCGUCCUCCACUAGCCGUUCCUACAUUGAGUCCAAAGGAAACGCCGUGGGGAAAGAUGCUUUGUGCAGAGAAACAAAUGAUUCAGGUAGACAAAAAGGAACAUCCCGUCUUCAUCCCACCAUCGGCGAUACACGCUGGAAUGAAGUGGACACACGGAGCUCUUUGGUGGAUGGCCCUGCUUUCACUCCUGAGCUUCACCAAGUACGCCGGGGAACACCUCCCACUCUGGGUGGUGCAGAAGAAAACUGUGGGUGUAACCAGGAAAGAGAUGUCAGUACGGAGGGCACAUCGACCCGUCCGUUCGAACCGCACAGACGUCACUGCAGCCAGAACACACCUGCCUCCACGAAAGGCCUCUGUGUUUCUACUGUCCGUGAUAGAAAUGGGGAAACCAACCACUCACGAGGAGGUGGACCCAGUGUCACAGCACAGGAGGAGGCCAGUUCCAUACCGACUCAUUCAAGGGGCUUUACUCAGACCUGUGUGGUGAAUAUGAAUUACCACAACGAUUGCCAACAUGGAUCAAAUUCAGUGUGCACAUUUGUUAAGGACGCUCAAAUUGACAGCCAACCAGAUUACUUCAUGCUAAACGACGAAGAGACUCCAAGGCUCUUUGCAGAGUCAAAACACAAAGCGAGUAUUUCUGGUUCUGUGGAGCUGCAACGCCAAAAGCCGCAGGGGAAUGCCGUCAAACGUGCCGGUUGCUACGGAUCUGUGAUGUCCAAAGCGGUUCCUCCGCUUAAGGCACCUGCACCAGCUGACCAGCAGAACGGAUCUCCUCUCGUGUCUAAAAAGUCAAAGAGGUUGAGAAAGAGUAAGAUCCAGACUCAUCCCAUGUCUUCCACUGAGUCCUCUCCUAAGUCCUCAGAUGAGGACGAGGAGGACGACAAAACCCCCAGAGUGCAUCACAGCCGUCCCUCAUCGAAAUGGGUAAAGCUCGGCGCUCGGAGCCAGGAUGCGGAUAUGUGUGCUACGGAGUCAGCGAGGAAAUCUAAAAUGAAGACUUGCUCUGCCGGAACUCCGGGUAAAAGUGAGGUCAAAGCUUGCAGAGACAACAACCAAACAAUAGAUGCUCCACAAAGGACCCAUUCGGAAGAAAUUAUCCUGUGUGCAAAGAAAAGUGGACCGCACCAGGACCCCCCGAUGCAUUUCGCCUCCAGCGACAUCAACCCGUUCGUCCACCAGUGGCAGGGCGAGGACUCAAACCAACACUGCCACAAGAACCCCGCCUACGGAAGCGCCGCCGACCUGUCCUCUAAAACGCCGCUCUUGAACAGCGCCGAGAAACGCAUGGCGAGAUGCUGCAGUGUCGACAACGGUUUGAACGGGCAGAACUCGCCCUUCUACUCGCACUUGAGCGCUUACGCCACCCACAAGGGGCUCUCCAGCACGCUCAGCAGCAUGGAGGACUAUAAGGAGCAAGGCAGUGAAACCCGUCAGCGAGUCGCCGCUGGUGGCCUGACGGCGGCGGGUAGCUCUUCGAGUAACGGUGCUCCCGACACUUUCGGUGACAACUCCUGGCGGAUGCAUGAAAUUAGGCCCGCGUGCUCGUCCGAGCGAGACUCCAAGGGAAGCGAGGGAGCCGCCCGGAGGAGCAGCACGUGCGAGCACGGCACUCAGACUGAGCGCGGUCUUCGGGCGGUAAAUGGCGACGGCCCGACGAAGAGAGAGCGGCACAAAAGGAGCAACACGGAUGUACCAGGGGCACAGAAAACCAAAGUAGGAAUGAAGGAAUGUCCGACGUGGGCCAGCAUGGAAAACAUGUCGGCUCGCCUCUCAAAGCUGAUCGACAGCACCUCGGACCUGCUAGGAGACGUGCAGGGAAUGAGGACGGGCGAGGGCCUCAAGUCCAGUCCGAGUUCAAGGCGGACGACGAGCGUCAGCAUGUCCAAUAGCAGCAUCCCUCACGGCGACCGCGCGCGGAGGGAUCGCUCCACCCAAACGGCCGUCGAUGUGGGGGUCCAGACGGAGAGGGAAGCCGCUGCCGAUGGAAUGCCCAGCGAAGGGUCCAUAUCCCACGAGGUCAAUGUGAUCGUCAAGGUGAUCGGCUCUGAGGUCGUCCUCGAGUCCCCAGACUCUGCCGCGGCAAAAAGGCCCGCCUCCCCGUCAGAGAAUAAGGCGGCGGGCGAAUGUCGCCGACGCUUAGUGCCGGCUCCUUCACGGGGCUCAAAGCAGAGCCCGCACGAGGUGCCGCGUUGCGAAAGCGUCGCAAUAUCAGAAGUCGUUCGCAGGACAUCGGUAAAAAACAGCCAUCAAGAGAAUCCCUGUCCCUCUUUGAGAAAUGACCCGCCGCUUUCUUUAGAGAAACAAGUGGCGUUCACCGACCGCGCGUCGUCUCCCAUCCGUACUGUGGGAACAGGUCUACGCACGAGGAGGAAAGGAAACCAAUCCGUCCUAAUCAAACCCCAGAACUCUGAGAGCGAUGGUGCGUUGUCCAGCCAGCCAUCGGCUCGCUCAUCCGUUUCAGAGGGUGAGCGGAUACCGCGGCGCGACGUCUCCUCAGAAUCUGCCUCCCUUGGGAUGGCGAAGGAAACGAGUCGCCCUCUAAGCGUUCGAUAUGCCGACGCUGACCUGAGGAGUGUUUCCCACAGCGACUCCAAAUGGCCGAGUUCUUCUCAGCAGUGGAGGACCUCUACUUCAACAAACAGUUUAACCAUGCAGAGCCACAUCUCUCCCGCAUCGAGAGCCGAUGAAGUGCACAAACAACGGGCUGAAGCUACACAUCAGAACCAAACAUCAAGCUCCACAAGGCCCGCGGUCGAUUCUGUCGAUUGCGCCGAUCCUCGCAGUUCGUCCCCGGUCAGUCGCCGGACCGCCCGACUCCAAGAGGACGACGCGGCGUCGCUGGCGCCCAGCGAGUGCGACACGGACGUCCUGGUGAACGUCGAGCCCGUCACUGGCGUGUGCCAGCCUCCGCGGCGCCCGGCAGCCCCGGAGGACCUGCCCAUGCACAACAAGUUCACCAACUGGUCGGGCAUCAGCCUUCAGCGAUCGAAGGCCUCCGACAAGCCGGGCCCACUUGGCUCCACGGAGAGCUGCGGCUCCACCGAGGGAACCGGCGAGCAUGGCGUCGGAAGGGCCCGAGAGAUCGAGAGGCUGCGACAGGAGCGAGAGCAGGUGAUGGCCACCGUCAGCCUCAACAUGAACCCGGCGCCUCUGACCGUGGAGCUGACGGAGGCCAAGCUGCACUACGGCCUCGGGCAGACGGACACGCUGCUGAAGAUGCUGUCCCCGCGGAGCAGAGAAGAGGCGGAGCCGCAGACCUGCGUGCCUACCAAACGGCAGCUGUAUGACAGACACCGCAGGAGUAUCGAGGGUUCUAGGCAGGAGAGGGAGGAGCGUCUCCAGACCGAGCGGAGGGCUCGGAGUCUCAGUCCCAGCCAACAUCCUCGCUCGUCUCCACAAGAGGCAGCUGCCACCGCCACGGCGUGCGCCGCCACGGCCGGUCGCCAUAAAGAGUCACUGCAACAGCUCCGCCAAGAGGCGAGCAGAAUACCACCACCCCCACGAGGAGAGAGCCGCUGUCCGUCGGACAUUAAGCAGCUGCUGCGCGACUACGGCCGCGCCCGAGAGGAGGCCAGGACAGAGAUCGCCAAGGCGCGAGAACGACUGCGAGAGAGGACUGAGCAGGAGAAGAAGAGGCUUCAGCAACAGGCCCUGUUUCAGGAAGUCAGGGAUGACCUUAGACAUCGGACAAGAAUCAGCAACAGCACCUUAUGCACAGGAUCCAGCCUGAGUCUUUCCUCUGGACCAACAUCAGGGUACAACAGCGGAAACGCUCUACAGAACGGGAACAGGUCCCUUCUGACUGGACAGUUCUCAGGGUUUCAGGACGAAGGGCUAAAGGUCAGGACACGUCCUCCCAUGUGUGGGCCUCAAAGUGUGAAGUCUCAGAGAGCCUGGCUGUCUGCCCAUGAUGUCCGCCUUGAGCCUCCUGUCAGCGGGUUUGAGCCCCUUAUGACUUCAUCUCCCUCGACUCGCUCACGUCAACGCACCGCCUCCUUUGGAUCCUCCUCUUCCAUAUCCACGACCUAUCAGGACAUCACAUCCGGUCUCCUCGGCCGUGCUUUGGAUGAGGUGCGACUGGCUUCCUCAGGGGAUUUAAGAAACCUGCUGAUGGGCAAGGCCACAGCAGCCUGGAGGUACCAGGGAGAAGAACAAGGGGUCGAGGCUUACUACAAGCCCUCCUCCAGCCCGUCGGUCCAUAGUUUCCUCGGAGCCGGGGAGCUGGACAGACCUCUGGACAGUCUGUGGACCACAAUCUGCCAGCUGUCCAAGAGCCACGUGUAUAAUCAGUCGGUCCGUUCUGUGUGGACGCGACCACUAGAUGACAGCACCCAGCUGGUUUAUGCACUAACUGAUCCGUCCGCCUGCCACCUCAGCCAGCCGCGCGAUUUCUGCUGCAUCAGCACCGAGUCCAAACAGGGGGGCUUGUGUGUGCUGGCAAUGCAGUCUGUGUUCGAGGAGUCUCUUCCUCGUCCAAGUGUGGAUGCCGUCCGCGGGGAGAUGAUGCCCAGUUGCUGGAUCCUGCAGCCAAUCGGACGUAGUGGACAGGAAGCCACCAGGGUCAUUUACUUGCUACAGGUGGACUUAGGAACUCCAUCCUUCCCUCACCGACUGUUGAGCACUGUUGCCAGGAGACAUGCCGCUGUCAUCGCCGAUCUUGAUGAUUUCCUCGCCAAAUCCACAGGACUCCAGGCGACGCAUUAGCAGUGAGCACGCAGACUACACCGUCUCCAGCCUGGAGUUACUUUUUGAAUUUGCCCCUGAGAUUCAUUUACUUGACUUUGUUUUGUUCUAAGAGCACUGAUAUAUUGUUUCUCGGUCCCAAAGUUGAAGCAGCUUUUUUUUCUAUAUAUUUAUAUCUAUGAAGUUAUUUUUUAUAAAAUACUGAGGCUGUGUUUUUUCUAUUUGCGUUGUACAUGACUACAGUCAUAAUCCUGUUGUACCAAAGAAGAUUUAGCAGUCCAAGGAAAUAACUUGCCACUAUGCAUUGGGUGCACUGCUCAAUAUUUAAUUAACCAAGGCUACAAAGCCACCCCACCUAAUCACUCAUGUGACAAAAUAGGUUUGAAAUGAUCAGACUAUUUGGCAUUUAGGUCCCUUAAUGCCUUAAUAUAGGAAUAUGGUCUAUUGAUUCCCACCAUAUUAAGUUUAAGUUUACAUCCAAAUACAUCUAAUUCAACAAGGUCAACAUGCUACCUAGAAAACCUUUUUAAAAUCAAAUCGAGUUGAUCAGAGGAUAACCCAAGGUUACACUGAUUCAAAGUGUGUUUGAUACGCGAGUGUGUUUACUUCUAUCCAUCUAUCAAAGAUGGAUAUCGAGAUGCGGCUAGCGUUGUUGUCACAGUGACAGAUUAUACAAGAGGCAGUAACACUUUGUUCCGUGUCUGGCUCAAGCAGUUUUUGUAAAUAUUUGCAUGUAAAUGCUUUGUUUCAGCCUCCUUGGAUCGAGGAUGAGGGGGGUUUGCCAGAGAUGACUAUAAAUUAAAGCUGGGACACUGAAGUACACACAGGGGAAAGAUUUUGAAGGUCACUUGAGAUGAUUUUAUGUGAAUAUCCACUGAGUUGACACCUGAGUGGUCCUGGUGAGGUGGACCACAUCCAAAAUAUGAAGGAAAUAUUAGAAAAUGCAGUUAACCCGUCACAAAACAACAUUCAGAGCCCCGGGCAGGAAGUGAAACUACGGCAACAGCGCCCGUACGGCCCCCGUUGGAUCGUUAUCGCAUGGAAGGAAUCCCAAGAAUGAUUUCGCUUCUAAUGUCAUUUGAAAAGACUCUGCACCAUUUUCUCCCGCUACAGGAACCAAAACCCUUUGAAAGCGGUUGAGUAGCAAAAGUGUAUACUUAUGUAUACUAUACUUUUGGGUAUAAAAAGUCUGAGUAGCCAGAUCAUCUGUUCGGCAGAAGUGUCUCAGAGCAAGAUGCUGAGGAUCCAGAGAUGUUGCUCUGUGGCCGACCCCCCCCCUCGUAUGCAUAUUUGAAGCUGCAGCGAGACGCGGACAUGAACACGGUACCCCGAAUCUGUAUAAGCUCCGUUUUAAGGCCUUUUGUUCUCACCUCUUUUUGAAGUAUGUGGUAUUUACUUUGUUCCACUCGCCUUUUAUGCUUAGAACGCUGUUGAUUUGUGUUUGUGUAGUCGUCAUGGGGUUAUUAUUUUACGAGCAGUGCUGUUUUAUUAAUGUUACUUAUUAAAAAGUGAUUUGUUUGUGACGUACAGUGUUGAAGCUAUGCAGCGGUGAUCAAAGGCAGGACUGAGCUCGGCCGCGUCCUGAGAUGAAGCCAUAUUAUUUACAGUAGUUGAAGGUCCACAACUGUUUUGGCAGCAAUCAUAUUGUGAUUAAAGAUCCAAAGAGGUAAAAGACACAAAUACUGAAGACAGUGAGUGAAGGAACAUAAAACAAUUGUUUUAUACAGAGUUCUUUUUUAAAUGUCUAUAUAUUUGUACGUGUUCAUUUCAUUUUGUAAAAAGCUUUGUUAUUUAUGUUUUGAUGAUGUGUUGUAAGUGUAUCUUAUUAUAAACAACUUGCUUCCUGAAUCUUAUAAGAUGUUAUGUUGCCCGUGUGUUUGGCCGUUUUAUACAAAUACAAAACAUAUUUAAAGUGA